AUGUUUAAACGGUACUCGCCGGAGCUGUUUGUGGAGAAUGCUAGACGUCUUUUUAAGAAAAAGGACUGGAUUCGAGCGGCAAGAAAUUCACACUUCGCGGCUGUUUAUUGUGUAAAGCUUUUGGCUCUUGAUCAGCAAAUACACCUGACGUCACCUGAUGAAAUUCGAAAAUUUUGCGAAUUUCUUGUGUACAACGAAACGUUUCGCCGUGUCGACAAUGGACUUACCUCCAUUAUUUUGGAUGCUGGUUAUAGUGCAGGAGAAGAGCUUCAUCGUUACAGCCUUGGGAAGACUUGUGAUAGUCUUGAACAAAUUCAGAUUUAUAUUAAUAAAGUUAAAGAGAUGGUCAAAGCAUUUCUGACAAUCAAACCGGAGACUGUUAAAGAAGCAUUGAAGGAUUCAAAAAUUUGGGAAAGAUAUGAAGAAAAGGAAGGCAAGAUAUCGCUGUCUCAUAAAACUUAUAAAUAUAAAUACGUUAACAAAUAA
Molecule: messenger RNA, 486 nt
Organism: Meloidogyne enterolobii
Lineage: Eukaryota; Metazoa; Nematoda; Chromadorea; Rhabditida; Meloidogynidae
Source: the annotation of a GenBank genome assembly